Messenger RNA from Adineta steineri, 969 nucleotides. Lineage: Eukaryota; Metazoa; Rotifera; Eurotatoria; Adinetida; Adinetidae. The record is from the annotation of a GenBank genome assembly.
AUGUCCAAUGUAAGUAAUAUUACAAUCGUAACAACCACGACUUCUAGCUUUCUUAAAUUUUCCAGUACUGCUCGAGUUUGGAUUUAUCUUAUUCCUAAUGUUUUAUCAAUAUGCUGCAGUAUAUUUGUUCUUUAUCAUUUUUUAUUCAAACGAACACUUCGUCAAGCUCUUAAUAAUCAUGUUAUAAUUAUUUUAAUCAUUAUUGGUCUUAUAUAUGAAUUGACAGAUGUUUUCUGGCUUAUUCAUUAUUAUCAUUUUCACUUUGCAUUAUUUUCAACACCCGCUUUUGCACUUAUAUGGAUGUAUAUAGAUUUUGCAUUUGAAAUAACACAAGUAAUGUUAUUUGCUUGGGCUACAAUUGAAAGACAUAUUCUUAUUUUUCAUAGUGGAUGGUUAUCAACAAAAAAGAAACGAUUUUUUGUUCAUUAUCUUCCUAUAAUCAUAAUUAUUACAUAUGGUAUGGUCUACUAUGGAGUUAUCAUUUUUUUUCCACUUUGUUCAUUUACUUUUGACAAUACUCAUCUUUAUGGUGUAACCGGUAAUCCUUGCAUAUACAAGUUUAUUCCAUUCAUUGCAAAAUGGGACUGGAUAGUGAAUCAAAUCAUUCCUACAGUUAUAAUUAUUAUCUUCAGUCUUGCUCUUCUUAUCCGUGUUCUCUUACAAAAACAUCGUUUACAUCGAUCAAUUAAUUGGAAAAAACAAAGAAAAAUGAUUAUUCAAUUAAUAUCUAUUUCAUUGAUCUACUUCAUAUUCUUUAUACCAUAUACAUUGAUCAGCGCGGCCUAUACUUUUGGAUUGUCCAGAACAUUUGCACCAGCAUUGGCUUAUUAUUCAGGUGUUUUCUUGUUUUAUAUGAUAUUUCUUGUACCAUUUGCUGCUUGUACUACAUUGCCUGAUUUUAAAACAAAAAUUAAGCAAUUAUUUUGUUGUAAUUAUCGACGACAACGAGUAGUUCAUCCUACCACUUAA